AUGCCAGAUCAGAAACAAUCGCAUCAAUCUCUGACGCAAUCCCAGGCACUUUUUUCGACAUUGCCAGCCCCGAAGCGUUACCAGAUGUGGCCGACACAUCGACAUUCACGCGAACCUCUGAACCAUUCAAGCCGGAACGUGUGGCGGCAAUUCUCAAGCUUGUGGAAACGGGACCAGACCUUUCAGAAGACCAACAAGAGGAGGUGCAAGACUUCAUUGCCCGUUACGCUGAUGUCUUUGCACUAUCCAUAUCGGAGGUACUGCCGGUGGAGGGCGCGGCAUAUGCGCCAAAGAUCCCAGCCGACCACAAGUUCAGUACGAAGAUACAUCAGAAACCAAUGA
Molecule: messenger RNA, 342 nt
Organism: Mycena citricolor
Lineage: Eukaryota; Fungi; Basidiomycota; Agaricomycetes; Agaricales; Mycenaceae
Source: the annotation of a GenBank genome assembly